AUGCCGACUACCAACAAGACCAGCACCUUUGAAACCAAAUCGAGAGCCAAUUUAGCUAUUGCUGCUGCUGCUGCUACUACUGCUACAACUGCUACUACUGCUACUACUGCUACUGCUACUGGUGCAAGUGCAAGUGCAUCAAGCAUGUUCAAAAAAGCUGCAUCCUGUCCUCCAGUUACAUCGCUGUCAACACCUCCAGCACAAAGCGAGCAUGUUAUCGAUCGCACAAGGCAGCUGUUGGAACAAACAACACUUCAAUGUACUGAUACUGCUACUGCUACUGCUGCCACUGGUGCUGCUGUUACUACUACUGCUGCUGCUGCUGGUGUUACUGGUGCAAGUGCAUCAAGCACCCUCCAAAAGAGCUGCAUCCUAUCCCCCAGUUACAUCGCUGGCAACACCUUCAGCACAAAGCGAGCAUGUUAUCGAUCGCACAAGGCAGUUGUUAGAGCAGACAAUGGCUGUUCCUGA
Gamsiella multidivaricata is the source of this 471-nucleotide messenger RNA. RefSeq lists its product as uncharacterized. The record is from RefSeq and is a predicted model, not a curated record. The coding region runs from base 1 to 471 and encodes 156 amino acids. The transcript has 3 exons. NCBI's taxonomy places the organism in Eukaryota, Fungi, Mortierellomycota, Mortierellomycetes, Mortierellales, Mortierellaceae.